CGCCCGGCCCCAAAACUGCAUCUCAUUUGCGGGCGCGCGUUUGUUCGUGCCUUCCAUCACGCCAGUCGUAUCGAAUUUGUCGGUGGGAAGAAGGGCCGGGUGAAUCAGAAUACGGUUCAGCUGAGCUGUGGUGGGAGGGUAUGCUAGAGGAAGAAUCAAACAAACACACCAACGGUGGGAGUGAUUUAAGAUGAUAGCGAAACGUAAGCGAAACGGCGCAACCACGCAGCAGUCCUGCUGAUACUAGUAACUCGUCACUGCCCGGAGACGCUCAGUCGUUGGCAGAUCGCGGCUUUGAUCGGAUGUAAGCGCUUAGACCGGGACCCGACAAACCUUAUCUCCCGCGCAAGGAGACGACCCAUUCAAACGGUUCGUGAAUUGUGCGUGUGCCACUGUGUUGUGCUCUAGUAACGGGUGGCUCAAAGCAAACGUGUACGAAAAAGGUGAAUUUUACUAUAAUUAUAAAGAGUGUUAAAAAUCGAUUAAAAAUUUGUACUGCCAGAUGCUUAAGCUACCUGCAACUUCGGUAGAUUGGUGUUGGAAAAACGGGAGGCAUUUCAUUCUAAACAAGUGCUUAAAUAAUGUACCUCCCACAAGGGAACAAAUUGCAGUGAAACUAAUGUGCGAACAGUUUGAAAACAUUUCCCUUACACGUGUUUCUGCCUAUGAAAAAUUGUGUUAGUUUGAACAGAGUGUUAGUUUAAAUGUACGAUGAUCAUGCGUUUAUUGCUUUGAUAAAAAAAACGGAAAUGCGUGUGGAUAAAUAUUUGGUUCGGUGUUGCUGGGUGUGUUACCGGGACAUUUACCAAUGGCAUUGGACGUGAAACUCUGCAAUACUGCUGUGCCAUUAAUUAGUGCACAUUCUCUUAAAGUGCGAGUGUGCCACUAUCGAUCAAUGGCGAUUACUUUGGCAUUUGUGUACUAGCCCGUUUGCGUAUAUACGCGAGCUUCGAAUUCUUGGAGCUCAUUAUCGUGUGUUGCCACGCACAAUCACCGAUGUUGGGAGAUAAAGUGUGUGAUGAAAAAAAAACACGUGUAGCCCAUGUGUAUGUUAUUUCUCCUCAAUAGACGGAAAGCAGUUGUAAACUCAAUAGACGCUGGUGAAGUUAAUAAGUGAUCUAUAACAAAACAAAAAACAAUGUCCAUAAUUUAAGAACUUCUCGUAGAAACUAUUGUUUGGUUGCUUUUUUCAAUCAACCCGUGUAGUUGGUGUUCUUGUUGGAAAUUGAAAGAUUUGCGUGCACGAAAAAUCAUACUGAGGACAACCGUUUAUGGGAUUUAAAUUGACAAAAUUGAUGCUUUUUUAAUGGUGCGAGAUCGUUCGCGGACACCCAGGAAGACGCACAAACGUACUGCUUUUCAAUCGAUUUUAUUAGUUCGCUAAAGAGCAAGAAUUUCCUUAUGGUUAAAUUGAGCUGUGGUUGUGUUCUUUUCUCAACUAUCGGAUAACGUCACGGGUGAGAUACCAGCGAUGGAUGUGAUUAAUAUUCAUUCCGUGCCGUUAAACGACUGUCAAAAAUCUGUUUGACGAUCAAUAUUUGCACGCACGUGUUCAACGAGCAUGGGCGCUUGGGAGAUCUUUGCCGAAAGAGAUAUAUUGCGCCGCGAAAUGGAUUUUGGUUACGCGUGCUGAGGAUGAGGAUGUACCAAGCGUUGAGGAUUUCACUUUAAUUCGUUUUUACAUAUGAAACUUAUUUAUUUGAAAGGUUUUAUAAUACAUUACUUGGUCGUAGUGUUGGAGUUUACAAAACUUCUAAUAUUUUCAAACAAAAUUAUUAAUUUUUGGCUCGUUUCCUUUCCUUCACACAAUCAUUUGAAGUUCUGCAUUGAUAAGCAAAUGAGCUUAACGGCGUGUUAUUAUUUUCAUAAAUGCGAAUCCAUGAAGUAAAAUCAAAUAUUGCUGACGAACAGCAAACAUACUGCUUACUUACCAGUACGUUAAUGGGGCAAUACACUUCCGUUGGAAUAAGUGUAAAACAUAUAGAAGACCAAGCUAUAGCUUCAGGUUAAUAUUUAACAGCUUACCAGGUGUGAAAUGCUGAAUUUGAAACAAUCGUGGACCUUCAUUGGACACUUACAUUCCUCCAGGAAUGCAUCGCACGAGGUUGCUUCCACGAACUUUCCAUGCAAGAGGGCGAAGGGGGCUUAUAAAUAGGAAGAAAAUGACAUCAUUGAGCCCUUGCGAUGAUGGGGAUUAGUACACCGCAUUCCGAUAGAAGAUGCAACAUUAAUCAAAAUAGUAGCGUCUUCCCUAGCGAGCUGCAGGGGACAAACGAUCGAGCCCGAUUCAAUGAAUGCUAAUUGAUUUGCUUCCACUACGACAUGACGCAGCAUCCCGAAUUGACGAGUUGUGAAAACGUUGCAGUCGUAUCCUGCUUAUGGCUCUUAUGUGGUCUCUUCUGUAACGCUAAAGAACCCUCUUAAAGACCAAACCCUACCGUUCAACCCAUGUUAGCUUUGGUCUUACCCUCAACAAAGCAAACACCACUUCAGCCCGUCGGUCGUUUCUUUAAUGUGUGCAACACAAGCAGUACAGAGCGAGCGGAAUCGCGCCAAGAUUACGAUCUUGCUAUUCGUUAAUGCAGUGCAACUUCCACCAAGCUACUGCAUAUCGAUCUAUUUAUUGUUGGACCGCCGCAGGGAAAGGGAAACGGCAUACAACUGCCGGUCGAAAAUGGCGGUACUAACCGCCGUGGUGUGCACUUUUGACGCGUGUUCGCGUGACGAUCGCGAUGGCGCUGAUUGCCUUCGGUACGCUGGAAAGCAUCCUCCUGCCGUGAUGAAGUUCAAGUGCACUUGAUACUUUGACGCCACUGCCCGGGCGUGAAUCGCUCUUAUAUCACAGUCUGAAACGCUCUCUCAACGUACAAAUAAAUACUAGCCCUGCGCCAUCAUGACGCCCAAAGAGUAUCCUCAAGGCAAUGGAUCGCUCCAGACGAUGAAUCUCAAAAAUAGUGCCAGUGCCGACAACAUGUCGGUUGCCAGCCACAAAAGUACCAAGGAUAUUUUGGAUGUGAAAUUUAGCAAAGCACCUACCAAAGAAGUUAUCUCACAAUCCGUCUCGUACUUCAAACUGUUCCGGUUUGCCACGUGGGGCGAAAUCUUUGCAACACUGUUAGGCGUCCUGCUGGCAUCGAUGGCUUCGCUAGGCUUACCGUACGGUGUCAUUCUGUACGGUGAGUUUACCACGCUGCUCGUCGAUCGUACCAUCGGCAUCGGCAAAUCAACCGAUACGGCAAUCCUGUCGAUAUUCGGCGGCGGCAAAGUUCUAGUGAACGCUACCGAACGGGAGAAUGCGGCCGCCAUCAUGGAGGACGCGAAAGCGUUCGGUCUCGGUGUCGUUGCCGUCACGAUACUUCAGUUCAUCUUCGCUACACUCAGCGUCGACAUUAUCAAUCGAUCGGCCCAGAAGCAGAUCAGUCGGAUACGGCAGCUAUUUCUUAAGGCCGUACUGCGCCAAGACAUGACCUGGUACGAUCUCAACAGCGAUGACAGCUUUGCGGUGCGCAUUACUGAUGAUCUGGACAAACUGAAGGAAGGUAUCGGCGAGAAGCUGUCCAUCUUCACGUACCUGGUGAUGUCAUUCGUAAUAUCUGUGAUAUUUUCGUUCUUCUACGGUUGGAAGCUAACGCUCGUGAUUCUCAGCUGUGCACCGAUCAUCAUACUGGCGACGGCUUUCGUUGCCAAGAUGCAAAGUACGCUCACGGAAAAGGAAUUAAAGUCCUACUCUUCGGCCGGUGCAGUAGCUGAAGAAGUACUUGGCAGUAUCCGCACUGUAGUUGCGUUCGGUGGCGAAAAGAAGGAACUCGAUCGAUACCGGGAACGAUUGGCCGGAGCCGAACUGAAUGGGCGCCGCAAGGGUCUAUUCUCCGGCAUCGGGGGAGGCAUCAUGUGGUUCAUCAUCUACUGCUGCUAUGCGCUUGCCUUCUGGUACGGCAUCAGUCUCAUUCUGGAGGAUCGCGAUAAGGACUUGAAAGACUACACCCCGGCGGUACUGAUCAUUGUCCUGUUUGGUGUGCUGGCUGGUGCACAAAAUCUUGGCCUAUCCUCUCCUCACCUGGAAGCGUUCUCGACGGCUAAGGGUUCGGCUGCGACAAUAUUUUCCGUGAUCGACCGCAAACCGGAAAUUGAUUCGCUCGGAGAUGCGGGACUUAGACCAAAAUCAAUGCAAGGAAACAUCAAAUUUACCAACGUGUACUUCCGCUACCCGGCCCGUAAUGAUGUGCAGGUGUUGCAGGGUUUAAAUUUGGAGAUCAAAACUGGACAAACUGUCGCACUAGUUGGUCCGUCCGGUUGUGGCAAAUCGACCUGUCUGCAGCUGAUCCAACGAUUGUACGAUCCAUUGAGUGGGACGGUCACAAUUGAUGGUACGAAAGUGAGCGAGCUGAACAUCGGUUGGCUUCGUUCGUUUAUCGGACUCGUUGGUCAAGAGCCCGUAUUGUUUGCGACAACAAUCGCCGAAAACAUACGGUACGGUAACCCGGACGCUACCCAGAGUGAAAUAGAGUGUGCCGCUAAAAUUGCAAACUGUCACAGCUUUAUCAUGAAGCUGCCGAACGCCUACGGUACGAUGAUCGGUGAACGUGGAGCUCAGUUGUCCGGUGGUCAGAAGCAACGUAUCGCAAUCGCUCGUGCCUUGGUACGCAAUCCAAAAAUUCUGCUUUUAGACGAAGCCACUUCCGCCCUAGAUCCCAACUCCGAAAAGCGCGUACAGGACGCUUUGGAGCGGGCCAGCAAGGGUCGUACAACGCUUGUUGUUUCACACCGUCUGUCAACCAUUACCAAUGCGGACAAGAUCGUGUACAUUGACAAGGGUGUGGUGUUGGAACAGGGUACUCACGAUGAGCUUAUGGCUGCCCGGGGACUGUAUUAUGAGCUGGUGGUGGCUAGUGGUUCCCAGAAAACAGUUGAAGAUGACGAGAACGUUCCAAUGACACCUAGUGUCUAUUCCAUGCGUCAAGAAUCGGUUGAAGAUGGGGUAGAUGGUUCAGAUGAUGAAUCGGACAGUGGAAAAUCGGACGAAAAGAACGAAGAAGAACAGGAAGAGGUGUACCACGUUUCGUUGCUACGGUUGCUCAAGCUUAACUCCCCCGAGUGGCAUUAUAUACUGUUCGGAUGUGCCGCUGCAAUCGUUGUUGGCGCAUCGUUCCCAGCAUUUGCCGUCCUUUUUGGAGAAAUGUAUGGUAUUCUUUCGGUUGCCGAUCCAGCUUUCGUUAAGGAAGAAUCAAACUUCUAUUCCCUGUUGUUCCUGGCACUAGGUCUUAUCACUGGCUUGGGCACAUUCUUCCAGACAUACCUGUUUAACAUUGCUGGCGUGCGUCUCACGUCACGCUUGCGGCAAAAAUCCUUUAAGGCGAUCGUCACCCAGGACAUGGCUUGGUUUGACGAAAGUCGUAACGCUGUCGGUGCUCUCUGUGCCCGUUUGUCGGGUGAUUGUGCUAGUGUACAGGGUGCGACUGGUACUCGCAUUGGAUCACUGUUACAGGCUGCAUCGACCAUUUGCAUCGGGGUGGGUAUUUCAUUCUUCUACUCCUGGAACCUGACACUCGUCUCGAUUGUGGCAAUCCCGGUUACGCUAGCAUCGAUCACACUCGAGUCACGGUACACACAGAUGAGCAGCUUGAAAGAAAAACAAUCGCUCGAAGGUGCUACCAAGCUGGCAGUGGAAGCUAUCUCUAACAUCCGCACGGUGGCUAGCCUUGGUCAGGAGAAGCAUGUUCUGCAUCGCUACAGCCAGGAGACGGUGAAGAUAGAUGAUGCCUGUCGUCGUAAGACACGUCUGCGUGGUACGGUGUUCGCACUGGGUCAGGUGAUGCCAUUUGCAGGCUACGGUUUGGCACUGUUCUACGGUGGUAAACUGGUAUCGGAGAAGGAGCUUGAAUACAAGGACGUUAUCAAAGUCUCAGAAGCGUUGAUCUUCGGUGCCUGGAUGUUGGGACAAGCGUUAGCGUACGCGCCGAAUGUAAAUUCUGCCAUCCUAUCGGCAGGACGUUUGAUGAAACUGCUCGAUCGUACUCCGCGAAUGCAUAAUCCUUCCAGCUCGUACCAUUCCCUUUCACAGCGUACGGAAGGUGACAUCAAGUUUACGGAUGUAGAGUUCCGGUAUCCAACACGUCCAACUGUUCCCGUACUGCAGGGAUUGAAUUUGGACAUUGGCAAAGGUCAAACAGUUGCAUUGGUUGGUCCGUCCGGGUGUGGUAAGUCUACCUGCAUUCAGUUGCUGCUACGAUACUACGAUCCGGACAGUGGCAAGGUGGAUAUUGACGGUACCACCACAACAGAGUUCUCGCUCAACCGUAUACGAGCCCAGAUGGGUCUGGUAUCACAAGAACCCAUCCUGUUCGAUCGUACCAUUGCGGAAAACAUCGCCUACGGAGACAACACACGGGAUAUUGCAAUGGCGGAAAUUAUUGAAGCAGCCAAGAUGGCUAACAUUCACGAGUUCAUCGUAAACUUGCCGAAGGGGUACGAUACCAGCCUGGGCAGUAAGGGCGCCCAACUAUCCGGUGGCCAAAAACAACGCAUUGCAAUUGCCCGAGCACUCGUGCGCAAUCCUCGAGUCUUACUGCUGGACGAAGCGACAUCCGCACUGGACAACCAAAGCGAAAAGAUCGUCCAGAAUGCGCUCGAUCAUGCACGUACCGGGCGUACUUGUAUUAUCAUUGCCCACCGAUUAACCACGAUCCAGAACGCGAACCUGAUCUGUGUCAUCCAGAACGGUGUUGUGGUGGAAGCGGGAACGCACGACGAGCUGAUGGCUAAGAACCGUAUCUAUGCGAAGCUGUACCAAAUGCAGCAGGUGGCGUAAAUGUUCCACUUACUGGAAAUGAGGUGAUGUCGUUCCUACUAUAUACACCGUACUUUGACUGCCUUCCGACGUUGUUGGGCAAUGACGAAUGUCAGCUUCAAUGCAACAGUAUUUAUGCUCUCGCUAGCAGCACAAAGAUACAAUUACACUUAGUGGAGUGGAGUCUAAGGACAGGACAGGAAAUGCUUGUGUUACGUUACUUGUUUCGCAUUCGUUUGGUUUAGUGUCAGUGUCGAUAUGGUGGUGUGCUGUUGGAUGCUUCAGCAGCUUAGGAAAGUUAAGUAACUAGCAAAGCAACAACUUAAUGUACAAGACAAAAUCAAAGACUUAACAAUCGUAGAGUCGGGUGCCGCAAUCGGGUCGAACGAGAUGUAUGUUUCAGUACAGCUUUACGGGACCUUUACCCCGGCGCCUUCAGCUGAAUCGAGUAUUGAACUGUGAUGCGCCCACCGUUCUUUCGCAGCCAUAGCAAGCGCCUUACACCGUGAAACACGCGUGACAUGUGGGUGUGUGUGUGAUGGGUUUCUCGCGGGAAACAACUUACGUGAUAAUCGAAGCGCCUCCGUAGGACGUAGUAACUCUUAGUGAUAACGAGAAUUAGGCUAGCGAGCGAAAACAAUAAAAAAAACCCAGGAAACUCGGACUUGAUAGAGAGGGUUUGAUUGCACAAACUCUCGAAAUUCUAUCGAGAAGCGAGUUUCUGCACGCUGCUAAUGAAUGAAUUGCCCGCUAGCACCUUGAUUGCAGCUUGUUGUGCAAUUUGUGCCACUAUAGUGUAGAAGAAGAUAAGCGAAGUGAAUAAGCGAACACAAUAAAUGCCUAGGCAGCUAUCAAGCGUUCCAUUUUAUCGCUCGGCCCUAUUCAUAGGCACCUAGUUAGCAACCGUUAGUAAACAAAUCUCAGUCCUAACAAGAAAUUCGCGUAAUGCGCAAACUUAAACAUGUACAUAGUACGCUCAGAUCGAUCGAUCACGGUAUGGUGGGUGGGGGUGAUGGUUAGACAAAACAAAAAAACACAAUCAAUGAUGGCAAUUAUGUAUCUCUCGCGUGUGAUGGACAGGAUGGUGCAAACAUUUUGUAGCUUUGAUAAGAGAUCAGAUUCGAUAAGAUCGAAACAUGGCCGAUUGAUUGAUUGAUUGAAUUGCACUUACAGAAAGCAAUAGUGAUAAGAGCGCAUCCAGUCCAGGUGUUGAAGGUUCUUCACAUUUGCUACAAACCCCGUUUGGCUCAUAAUUACUCGCUCAAUCUCUUUAUGCAGGAUUAACUAUUGAUCUGUUCACAGUAAUUCUAUAUACUAUGUAAUAUAAACCAAAUAAAUUAUAUUUAUCUUAAA
Messenger RNA from Anopheles funestus (African malaria mosquito), 8140 nucleotides. RefSeq names its product multidrug resistance protein homolog 49 (gene Mdr49). The transcript is spliced from 12 exons. Gene Ontology annotation, molecular function: ABC-type transporter activity; ATP binding; ATP hydrolysis activity. Gene Ontology annotation, biological process: transmembrane transport. The coding region runs from base 2894 to 6808 and encodes 1304 amino acids. The record is from RefSeq and is a predicted model, not a curated record. Gene Ontology annotation, cellular component: membrane. Lineage: Eukaryota; Metazoa; Arthropoda; Insecta; Diptera; Culicidae.